CACGUGCGCGCAUGCACGGCCAAACAUAUUUUAAAGGAAUAAAGUUCUUUUUCAGGGCAGGCGGUGCCCAUGAAGUUCAUAAUCUUGUCAGCAAGUGGUGUUUGUAUGCCACGUCUGUUUUUUUGGUUGCUGAUUUUAUCGAACAUGUGACUGAAUUAGACGCUCACAUGGCUGCGGUGGCUGCAUGAUCCGAUUUAGUUCUUUUAAAGUCCGGUGAUCGGUAGCUCCCUCAGCAGCGACCAUCCGGAGCAGAGGACCGCUGAAAAACACAGCGCGUACUCCGACAAAUCAUGGCGAACAGCGGGCAGAAAGUUGUUCUGAUCACCGGCUGCUCCUCCGGCAUCGGGUUACGAAUCGCCGUCACGCUGGCCAAAGAUGAAAAGAAGCGUUACCAUGUCAUCGCCACUAUGAGAGACCUGAAGAAGAAGGACAAGUUAGUGGAGGCAGCAGGAGAUGUAUACGGAAAGACCAUGAUGUUGCUCCCGCUCGACGUGUGCAGUGACGAGUCUGUCAAGCAGUGCAUCAACAAUGUGAAGGACCGCCAUAUCGAUAUCCUGAUCAACAAUGCAGGUGUGGGCCUGCUGGGUCCUGUGGAAAGCAUCAGCAUCGAGGAGAUGAAACGAGUUUUUGAGACCAACUUCUUUGGAGUUGUUCGCAUGAUAAAAGAAGUCAUGCCAGACAUGAAGAAGAGGCGUUCAGGACACAUUGUGGUCAUGAGUAGUGUCAUGGGCCUUCAGGGAGUGGUGUUCAACGAUGUUUACACUGCUUCCAAGUUUGCCAUGGAGGGUUUCUGUGAGAGUAUGGCGGUGCAGCUGAUGAAGUUCAAUAUCCGGUUGUCCAUGAUCGAGCCUGGCCCCGUACACACUGAGUUUGAGACAAAGAUGAUGGAGGAUGUGGCUAAGAUGGAGUAUCCAGGAGCAGAUGCUGACACAGUUCGUUACUUUAAAGACGUUUACCUGCCAUCGUCCAUAGACAUAUUUGAAGCCAUGGGCCAGACGCCAGAGGACAUAGCCAAAUGCACUAAAAAGGUUAUUGAGUCAAGCAGUCCUCGCUUCAGGAAUCUGACCAACAACCUCUACACACCCAUUGUGGCCCUCAAGUAUGCAGAUGAGACCGGUGGCCUGUCUGUCAACACCUUCUACAACCUUCUCUUCAAUUUCGGCCCUCUCAUGCACAUCACCAUGAGCAUCCUCAAGUGCCUGACAUGCAGCUGCCUGCGCAGACGCACCAUCUCACCUAACUGAAGAAGGUGUCCAAAUGCUGCCCCUUACCCUUACCCUACCAGUUCAUUGACCCUACCCGUUUUCCUGAGGUUUUUGGCUCGGCAGGUAGAGUAGAUCCAGUAACCCUGGGGAGUGGAGGAAACAGUACCAUGAUAAGCUUCGCUAGAAAACAUGCACAAUUGCACAGAGAUAUUGUAUGCAGAACGACCUCAAGUACACACUUCACAUACAAACACAGAAAUACAAGCAAUAUCUACAGUGGAUUAUUGUACAUACAUAUUAUAAAGCAAAGGCUGUGUCAUUGCUUUAUGGGAGGAACUGAACAAAUAUAAUAAAGGUGGGUUUAUGUGUAUAUUGUUCCAGUAGAACACAAAUAUAGGACAUGAUGACCUGACCAGUGACAGAUCAAAGCACAAAAUGAACUCAGUUACAGAGAGAAAAAAUGAUAGAGAAAUAUUGACUUGUAGCCUAGAUUACAGAAAACUCUGGCAUGACAGAGUUCAAACGUAUAUGACAGAGAAGGAAUGAAUAUAUCUGCCUUAAAUGUGUUGUACCCUUAUUUUCAUGUUUGCCUUAACAUAGUGAUCUCGUGGUCAUAACUGCUGUUCAAUCAUAUUUUUAAUCUUUUGAUAAACUGAAUGUUUUUUUUGUUUUAAAGAUUUUGUGAAGGGUUUGGUCAGAUAUUUUAAAUCUAGCAUCGUGAUUUAGAAAUAAACAGAACUCUGAUUUACCCUCAAAGGUAUGCUUUUGGUUUUUAGGAUUCCCAAUUAUAAAAUGUGACCGUGCAUGCUUGCAGAUGCCAAAUAAAGCUCUGAGGGUUUGUCUUUUGACUGCAAGACCUCUUUGGUACCAAGAGGGGGCAAUGCUUCACAGUCUUUCCCUUGCAGCCAAUAUGUGGCUUUAGCAGCAAGCGGAGACGAAGCUUAAGUGUAAAGGAAUUUGUUUUCAUUUUCCAGAGAUAAACAAAUGUUAUAUAAUUAAAAAGUGAAAUGUU
Messenger RNA from Labrus bergylta (ballan wrasse), 2217 nucleotides. RefSeq names its product retinol dehydrogenase 8a (gene rdh8a). NCBI's taxonomy places the organism in Eukaryota, Metazoa, Chordata, Actinopteri, Labriformes, Labridae. Gene Ontology annotation, cellular component: cytoplasm; cytosol. Gene Ontology annotation, biological process: retinol metabolic process; estrogen biosynthetic process. Gene Ontology annotation, molecular function: estradiol 17-beta-dehydrogenase [NAD(P)+] activity; all-trans-retinol dehydrogenase (NAD+) activity. The record is from RefSeq and is a predicted model, not a curated record.